AUGCUAAUUGAUACUGGAACUUUGUAUAUUGGAACAUACUCAGGGACAGAUGGCUUUGUCGGCUUUUUAUGGAGCCUUAAAAUUUUUAAUGAAAAUGGUCAUUAUCUUGAUGAAUGGAUUACAUCUGGGUGCCCAGCAAGCUGCUCAACUGGAUGCCCUUCAGAAAAACUUUGUCCAGACAGUUGCGAAUUCGGGUACUAUUAUGACACUUCUUAUGCAGCUUGCAAACAAUGCGAUUCCUCACAAAACUGUGGAGGCAGCUAUGGCUGUCGAAGCCUCUUAACUUGCCGCUUAUGCAAAGCAAAAGAAUGCUCAGCUUGCUCAGCCUUUGACGAUGCCUGCUCUGCAUGCAUAACUAAUGCUUAUAUUCCUUCAGGGAAUAAUGAAUGCCAAUGCAACUUAAAUGCUUUUUGGAUCCAAUCCACACAAACUUGCGAAAUCUGUGACAGUCUUUGUGAUGACUGUGCUGAAACUUAUUAUCACGAAUGCAGCCAAUGUAGUAGCUCAGCAAUUGCUGUUGGAACCGUGUGUUUGCAUGCAUGUCCUACUGGCUAUGCAUAUUCGUCCCCCACAUGCACAAUAUCUACCUCGUCUAUCGUCGAUCAGUCGUUUUAUCAAGAUUGGGCAGGACUUUAUGGCAUUUUCCAGACAUCUUCAUCAGCAGCCUCUUAUUAUUUUUCCACUACUGUGGAUACACAAGAUCCUGUGCCUGUUUAUAACAGGGACUUUAUUUUUCAGGUGGAAAAUACUUGGUGUCUACAUCAAAUAUAUAUUUAG
Molecule: messenger RNA, 777 nt
Organism: Blepharisma stoltei
Lineage: Eukaryota; Ciliophora; Heterotrichea; Heterotrichida; Blepharismidae
Source: the annotation of a GenBank genome assembly